Carassius auratus (goldfish) is the source of this 1067-nucleotide messenger RNA. Its product is annotated as cysteine-rich with EGF-like domain protein 1. The transcript has 3 exons. The coding region runs from base 27 to 470 and encodes 147 amino acids. NCBI's taxonomy places the organism in Eukaryota, Metazoa, Chordata, Actinopteri, Cypriniformes, Cyprinidae. The record is from RefSeq and is a predicted model, not a curated record. Gene Ontology annotation, molecular function: calcium ion binding.
GAUGUGAUCAGGCCUGUGUUGGUUGUAUGGGUGCAGGACCUGCCCGCUGUAGGAAAUGUGCGGCUGGUUACAGAUCAUCAGGCAUGAGAUGCAUAGUUUCUCCUGCAGAUAUAGAUGAGUGCGCUGAGGAGGUGUUGGCCUGUCCUGGGGUCAGUAUGUUCUGUGAAAACACAGAGGGCUCUUUUCACUGUCAGUGUGCGGUUGGUUACACACGCAGAGGCGACACCUGCGAGAGGAGCCAGACAACAGCAUCUGAAGAAAAGGGUCUUUUUGACGAUAUUCAGGAGGAUGAGAUUGAAGUCCUGCAGCAGAUGUUCUUCGGUGUUGUGCUGUGUGCAUUGGCCACGUUGGCGGCUAAAGGGGACUUGGUGUUCACCUCCAUCUUUAUGGGGGCAGUGGCAGCAAUGGCUGGAUACUGGCUCUCUGAUAAAAGCGAUCGAUUGAUAGAGUCCAUCUUGAAGGGGAGAUAAAUGUAAAGCUAACUGCAGUGCCGCUUUCUACAAAGUCUUCCAUUUUUGAGCUGGGCCAUUUCUUACACCAUAUAAUGGUAUGUUCACACACACAGCUCAAGGAAGCUGCUAGAAGCAACCUUUUUGUGUGGUAUUCAAAAGUAAUGCAAUGAGCCACAAUAGGCUGUCUAUUACUGUGAUUUAACUAACGCAUGACCAACAGUUGGCUUAUUGCAUUUAUAUAAAAGCAGCAACAGAAAUGUGUUCAAGAAGUAUAAUGAGCAUGAACUUUUCUUACACCAUAUGGUUUUUAGUUUGACUAGCAAUGUGAUAACUUGGUGUAUUCUUAUUUCACUGACAAGUUGACUACUGUACAUUGGGAAUCAUUGGUUUUUGAGUAUUAAUUUGGGCACUGGCAACAAUAUCCAUCUGAUGUCAUUUUUUAUUGUGGCCUUUACAUUUUUAGUAGCCUUCAGGUAUAUAUGUUGUAGAAAUGUAUUGAGUGUACAUAAUGUUUAAAAGUUUGGUUUUGAUAAGAUUUUUUAACAUCUCUUCUGCUCAUCAAGGCUUUAUUUAAAAAUAAAAUACAGUAAAAAAAAAAGGAGGGAAUAUUUUUAC